CAGGCUUACCCUUUUACAUUGCCUUAAAGCCCAUUAUCACAUUCACAAACUCUCUCUCUCUCUCUCUACCAAUUUCUGUGGCGGCUCUCUCUCUACUUCUUCUUCUCUUCUCAGAUUGAGAUUUGGAUCCAUCUUUCAUUUCUGCUUGUUGUUUGGUUUUGAUCUCUUUCUUCUUCUUAACCCGAUCUCUUUUGGGUUGGGUUGGGUUCGACUUUGUACAAACGUCAUGGUUGCCCAACAGCCGCAACUUCAGAUUCAGACUCAGCAACCUACACCUUCUCCUCAAGAUGAAGCCUUGAAGAGAAACACCGAUUGUGUCUACUUUCUUGCAUCUCCCUUGACAUGCAAAAAGGGAAAUGAAUGUGAGUACCGCCAUAGUGAGUAUGCUCGGGUCAAUCCGAGAGAUUGCUGGUAUUGGUUGAAUGGUAACUGCUUGAAUCCCAAGUGUUCAUUCCGGCAUCCGCCUCUUGAUGGAUUGUUAGGAACACCACCGGCAGCCUCUGCUUCUGGACCUUCUGUACCCUCGACACAGCUUGCAACAACAUCUGCAACACAUGCUGCACCUUAUAAUUCUAGUAAACCAGCUGUCCCUUGCAUUUUCUUCCAAAAGGGGUUUUGCUUAAAAGGUGACAGAUGUGCCUUCUCGCAUGGACCAAAUUCUAACAAUGGCAAUAAAAUAGCUAGUCAGGGCUCGAUGAUCAACCAAGGAGCUGAGAAUCCAAGUUUUAAGAAACCUUUUGGCGGCAUUGAAAAACAUACACAGGAAAAGAAAACUUUCCAAGGAAAUGUGGCAACUUUUGGAGGUGCUGAAGCUAAACCUGUCAAAAAAUUUGAAACUGCUCCACAGAAAAAUAUUUUUAAAUUGGAGAAGCAUGUGCCGCCACCAACUGCAGGAUUUGGUAAUGAGGCUUUGAGAUUUAAGACAGCUAGCUCUCCACCACCGGCCAAUGGGCCUAAUGUAGCCAGGGCUAAUCGUGUGCUUCAAGCUCGUUUACCGGAUGAUCACAGUUUCCAUAGUGGUAAGGACAGCGACGAGUUUCUCAGAGAGUCGUCUCCUGGGUUUGAUGUUCUUGUAGCUGACGAACUUAGGAAUUCUGAUUACUAUCAUGGGGAAGAUGAAUUUGGUAAACCAAGAGGUCAAGAUGAGAGAGGCCUAGACUCUUUGAAUGAAUUUGAUAUUGGCCAUUCCGCUGAUUAUAGUUCAGCUGCUGAUAUUGAUCGAGAAAGAUUUCGUGUGUCCCAAGGUUAUGAGUCAUAUGAUCACGUGCAAGAGCCAUAUGGCUGGGAACCUAGAAAGGCAUCAGCUCAUGCAGAAAGAAGGACUCAUCACAGAUCGGACAGUCCUGACAGUGUUGAGGUGUCAGAUCUCAGACACCGUUUAUCCAAGCGCAGGAAGGGCAAUGGUCUGAAAUCUGUUGUCACUAAUGAUUAUGCCCUUGAGAGACAUGGUGAGGAGCGAAGUCAUCGCUUCCCUCGGAAGGAUUCAGUCCACUUACCCUCGAAUGAGAGAUCCGUCAAUAACCGUUUCAGAGGCAGAAUUACACUUCCACCAAAUGGCGGUGAUGGUAACCUAGAGAGGGACUUAGACAGAGGAAGAAUUAGGGGAAGGUUGUCAUCUGGAAGGCUGCAAGCCCCUCACGAGGGAAGGAUCCAGGAUAGAUUAAGAGGAAGGUUACCGGAUGAUGAGAGGAGAAGCUUCAGGGGUCGAUCAAUCGGAGACAGAAGCGGGUUUUCUGGGCCAAAAAGCCUUGCUGAACUUAAGUUUGGGAGGAACACUGAGAAUAGGGAGCAACAGUCAUUUGGAAAGAGAAAAAGCUUCAGGGAUCCCCAACAAUCUGAUGAUGAUGUACCAUUUGAAGGUCCAAAACCUCUCAGCGAAAUUCUGAAGGAGAAAAAAGGAGUUGGAGCUGGUGCAGCUUCCUCCCAGAGUAGCAAAUCAGUCUAUAAUAAGAAUGAAGGAAUUACUGAAAACGAAGCAGUGUUGGAGACCAAGGAAGAAGAAUCCAAGAUUCAGGACAAUACUGAUGUAACUCAUGGUCAAUCGUCCGAGGAUGGAAUGAUAUACGACGAAGCUGCCGAAGAUCAGGAAUAUGAAGGUAAUGAUCAAAGAGAGGAAGGAGACUAUGAAUACGAGCAAGGUGAUGAGGAAUAUGACUAUGAACAAGUUGAUGAGGGCGAAAAUCAAGAAUAUAUGGAAGAUGAAGAUGGUGAUGACUUUGCCAAGAAGAUUGGUGUUGUUCUUUCAUAAUUAUUAUCAAGAAGAAUCUGAUAAUCAAAUGGAAACUUCUUUUGCUAUCUAUAUGAUCUGAUGGGACCUUAUCAUCUCUCUUUGACUUAGCAGCAUUUUUCUGCAUAAAAUUUGGUUGUAGUACUAAGCUGGAGCAUUGUUUUCAAUUUAUUUUCUUGUAUUAUUUUUUACAGUGUUUUUAAUCUGAUUGAGUGGAUAUUUUUAAUGUAAGAGAUGGGGCAUUUUGCUGUGCUCUCAUGCAGAGUGCAAGCCUGUAACGUUAGAGAGUUAAUAAUAUUUUGCAUUUUACAUUGCAGUUUUCUAAAUA
This is a messenger RNA of Cicer arietinum (chickpea), 2555 nucleotides long. Its product is annotated as zinc finger CCCH domain-containing protein 17. Lineage: Eukaryota; Viridiplantae; Streptophyta; Magnoliopsida; Fabales; Fabaceae. Gene Ontology annotation, molecular function: mRNA binding; metal ion binding. The record is from RefSeq and is a predicted model, not a curated record.